CUCAACAACCCACCGGUCGUCGAGACGAUCCGCCACCGCCUUGUCCUCGGCAGCGGCCCUGUCCCUCCUCGCCUGGUCUUUUCCCGUCCGAGGCGGCCAUACAGACAAGCUCACCGACAUGCCCUUCCAGCGCUCCUCCCUCUCCUCCCUGGCGCAAUGGGUCGCCGUCGCCCUAGGCCUCCAGCACGCGGCCGCAGUGUCUGCGUCUGGGCGACCCAACAUCGUGGUCAUCAUGAGCGACGACCAAGACGUACGCCUCGGCUCGAUGAAGUUCAUGGGCGCGGUGCAGCGGGAGCUGGCGGCCAAGGGCAGCACCUUUGCCAACCACCACACCACGUCGGCCCAGUGCUGCCCUUCCAGGGUGGCGCUGCUGCGCGGGCAGGCGGCGCACAACACGAACGUCACCAACGUGUUUGCUCCUGGUGGAAACUACGAGAAGUUUGCGCUCUCUGGAGAGAUGAACGACUACUUGCCUCACUGGCUCAACAAGGCCGGCUACCGGACAGAGUACUUGGGGAAGUUCCUUAACGGAGUCAACAUCCUGAACUGGGUUUCUCAACCGAGGGGCUGGAACCAUGUCGACGUUUUUCUCGAGCCGUACCAGACCACCCCCAACUCGGUGGUCAUGUCGGAGAAUGGAAACACCCCCAUCUGGUUCAAGGGCUUCCAUCAAACGGACAUAAUCCGGGCCAAAGCCCUCGACCGCCUCGACAAGCUCACAGCGACAGAGCAGGACCAGCCCUUCUUCCUCUUCCUCUCCCCGACGGCCCCACACGUGGACGACGAGACGGCCACCACAGUCCCUUGCCAGCGCCACGAGGGCCUCUUCCUCAACGCCACAGUGCCGCGGACCCCGUCCUUCAACCCGCCCGACGCGGUGCAGCGGAACAAGGUCUCGUGGCUCCGCGACCUCGAGCCCAUGCCCGACGCCGACGUGGCCUGGGCCGACGCCGAGUACCGCCGUAGGGCUCAGGCGCUGAUGGGGAUCGACGAGAUGGUGGCUGACGUCGUGGCCAAGCUGGAGGAGAAGGGAGUUAUUGACAACACUUAUAUCAUCUACACAUCCGACAACGGCUACCACCUUGGUCAGCACCGCAUGGCCGUCGGCAAGACCACGCCAUUCGCCGAGGACACCAACCUCCCCUUCGUCGUCCGCGGGCCUGGAGUCCCCGCAGGUGCACGGUCGACGCUGGUGGGCUCGCACCUCGACCUGGCCCCGACCUUCCUGGACAUCGCGGGGGUCUCCCCUCAAGAAAUGCCGGUCUUCCUCGACGGCCGCAGUCUGCUCCCGCAGUGGAAGGACCCACAGAUGAAGCACCCCGGUGCGGGCGAGGGCGGGAACGCCGAGGUGCUCAACGUCGAGUACUGGGGCACCGCGUCCAUCGGCACGCCGAACGGGCGGUUCGCGUCGCCAAAGAACACGUACAAGACCGUCAGGAUCGCUGGGGACGGGUUCGGGUACCUGUACUCGCACUGGUGCGAGACGAGCGAUGUGGAGCUUUACAAUACCACUGACGACCCCCACGAGAUCACCAACCUCGCUCUCAACCCGACCCCGGAGACCAAGCGCCUGAUGAGCCGCCUCAACGCACUACUGCUCGCCACCAAGUCUUGCGCCGAGAACACGUGCCGCAACCCGUGGCAGACCGUCGUGGCCAACACCGCCGCCGCCGGGUCCGUGGCCUCGCUCAAGCAGGCCCUCGACCCUCGCCUCGACGACCUGUUCGCCUCCUUCCCCCAGGUCACCGUCGCAAGGUGCCUGCCCGUGCAGCUGGCGGCCAACGAGGCUCCCUUUUGGCCGCCGCUGGCUCAAGAGGGCUUGGGGCUCGCGCAUAGGAACUACACGCCGUCGCUGGGGCCGAGCUACAAGUUCACGCCGCUGGUGGCGAACGACAAGCCCGAAGGCACGGCGGAGCAGCGGCACGCGACGCUGGCGGACAUGCUGGGGCAGGCGAGGCCGCUGACCAAGGAGGAGCUGGACCCGCUGCAGCCGAGGGGGAUGCGGAAUCUCUGAGGGGAGUGUGUUUGUUUUGAAGGGUGCGGGUUGGGGCUGGUGUUGAUAAUCAUAUAAUUGGAGAGGUACACGUGUCUCUCGGUUUCUGGAGUAUGUGCUAGGUCAUGGUUGACGACAAGUUGACGACAAUGUAGCGAGCCCAGAUAUUGGUUCGGGGAGAACCGGUUUUUUUGUUAGAUCUGGUCUCCUUGAAGGCCUUCCACUCGGCCAAGCUCCGCGUGCUUAUAGCCUCGGACCUGCCUGACCUUGAGCCGGCCUCGACCGCCUCGAUAAGCUUACAUCGGCAUUGCAGGACCGGCCAUUCUUCCUUUUCCGCUCUAGUUAAGCACGUGCACACAGGCCAGAACCAACAGCAUCCGUAGAUAGCGGCACCUCCGUCCAUAAGCGGCCAUAUGUUUUUAGACGGGGAGCAAGAUGCGAUGCGAGACCCAUCCUCAC
Gaeumannomyces tritici R3-111a-1 is the source of this 2452-nucleotide messenger RNA. RefSeq lists its product as hypothetical. The record is from RefSeq and is a predicted model, not a curated record. Gene Ontology annotation, molecular function: glycosaminoglycan binding; N-acetylglucosamine-6-sulfatase activity. Bases 119 to 2014 code for a protein of 631 amino acids. The transcript has 7 exons. NCBI's taxonomy places the organism in Eukaryota, Fungi, Ascomycota, Sordariomycetes, Magnaporthales, Magnaporthaceae.